AUGAAUUUCGUUGAACGGAAGUCCGUAGCCGCAAGGGUAGGCUUGUGCUACAACUGUUUGAAAAGAAAUCAUCGGGCCAUUGAUUGCGAGUCCGAUCAGGGGUGCAAGGUCCAAGGUUGUGGUCGGAAGCAUCAUAGUCUUUUGCACCCCAGCGAACAAACCAGGUCUUCGUUUCCAGUCACGCUGGAAGAUGCCAACGAAUCAAAUAGGCAGGAAGCAGAUGGUGCACGUGCAACUACAAUGUGCGCACAGAACGUGCGCUUGGAAACGGAAAAACGGCAGGUGCUACUGUCAACUGCAGAGGUCUUGGUAGUGGGACAUGGAGGAUCCACCGUCAAAUGUCGAGCAUUGCUGGAUUCGGGAUCUGACAGUCAUAUUCUCACAGAGAAAUUGGCCAAUAGAUUGAAGCUGAAGAUGAGCCGAAUCGACCUCCCAAUCAGCGGCCUCAACGACAUCCAAACGAAUGUAAGACAUCUUGUGUCGACAAAAAUUCGCUCUCGGAUCAACUCGUAUACAACGAGAGAAUUGGAUUUCUUAGUCGUACCCAGAAUUUCAGCGAAUAUUCCACUGGUUGAGAUUGAUUCUAGAUCCUGGAAGAUACCAACCGGCAUACAGCUAGCGGAUCCAUCGUUCCAUGUUGCAGCAGAAGUGGAUUUGAUCAUCGGCAACGAAAUAUUCUUCGACUUGGUUAGGAGUGGGCGUUUGAAGCUACAAAAUAGUUCGAUUACGUUGGCUGAAACCGAGCUUGGCUGGGUCGCUGGAGGGUCAGUGCAAAUGAAGAGGAGUGCACAGCGUACACGUGUUUGCCAGUUCAGUCGCCAAGAACAAAAGCAUCGACCACUGUCGGCAGCAGAAGCAGCCGCCGAGCAGUCUCACAGGGAGAAUCACGCGAGGGAUGAACCAGACCGCUUCGAAGUACGAUUCCCAUUCAACGGCAAGAAGUUUCAACUUGGUGAUCCUUACGUUAUGUCGAUGAAGCACGACAAGUGGCUGGUUUCCUUAUCGAAGAAUCCGGAGGAGCGCAAACAGAAUUACACUGAUAUGAUGGAAGUGAAUCUGAAUAAAAAGAAGAAUAUGAUAAGUGCAACCGCAAAGGACAAAACAAAAACAUACUACAGAUCAAGGGAGUGGUUACAAGGAUCCGAACAUGUGUUGAGCCAGAGGUCUCAACGGGGGGUGAAUGUUUACGCGAAAUGA
This is a messenger RNA of Aedes albopictus (Asian tiger mosquito), 1197 nucleotides long. RefSeq lists its product as uncharacterized. The record is from RefSeq and is a predicted model, not a curated record. The coding region runs from base 1 to 1197 and encodes 398 amino acids. Lineage: Eukaryota; Metazoa; Arthropoda; Insecta; Diptera; Culicidae. The transcript has a single exon.